AUCCAGGACACAAGGGGGGCGUCCACCUGCACCGCUGCCAGCUUCUCCCCCAGCAGGGCCGGCCGGAUGGUGUUGAAAGCACUGGAGAAGUCAAAAAACAUGAUCCGCAAUGUCGAGGGUUUUAACGGUUUCAGGCUGAUCGUGUCUUAUUGGACACGGUUUUUAUAAUUAACAUUUUGUUUUGUAUUUUAGUUUGUCGGUUUGUAUUUAAUUUCAAUCCACAUUAACGUUAUUCCUGUCAAAAAAUAGUUAAAUUUACCCUGAGGGAUCCUACAUAAAGUGGAUAUUUGGUCAAAUUACACCAUAAAAUAAUUCCCUCAAAAAAUGUAAGAACAUACAAUCCAAUAAAUUGGCCUCAAACUAAUAUAAUAUGGACUCCUGUUUAGGCUUUAGACAUGUUUAAUACAUAUUUCUAAAAUGUUUAUUUGAAGUCCUUUCGCUUUUACUGUCUAAACAGGCGGCUGUUGCUAUGCAGAUUGUGCGAGAUAAAUUCAUCUGUUUUGUAACUGGGCAGACCAGCAAAACGCGUCCAAUCAGAAUACUCCCUGUCAGAAAAAUAAUUCUGCUCGACGAAUGGAAUUUCACCCGCUUUUGGUAUCCGGGUAGAUUUGUGACGGCUCACCAAUCGGAAUAGACGUUGGCUUUGUAGUCAGGCAGACAUAACAAAGUCGUCCAAUCACAAAAAAAUCUGAAAGGGGAUUUUUGCUGUAUCUUGGCUCAGAUGGUGGUACCCAGCACUGGUUAGUUGGUCCAGAUGUCGGAGGACCAGCGGCACCAGCGGGCCGAAGCCUCCCGGCGGGGGGAGGCCAGUCUGGAGGCGGGGGAGGGCGACACGGAGCCCAGCAUGCUGCUGCAAAAACUCAAGAGCAACAUCUCUAAGAGUGUUCAGACCAAAGUGGAUCAGAUCCUGCAAGAUGUUCAGCGCUUCUCCGACAAUGACAAGCUGUACCUGUACCUGCAGCUGCCCUCCGGACCCAGCUCCGGGGACAAGAGUAGCGGUGACUCCAGUUCGUUCAACACAGCCGACCAGCUUCACACCUGUAACUGGAUCCGCAGUCACCUGGAGGAGCAUUCAGACACCUGUCUGCCCAAACAGGACGUCUACGAGACUUACAAGAGAUACUGUGAGAACCUGCAGCAUCGCCCUCUGAGCGCCGCCAACUUCGGGAAGAUCAUCAGAGACAUCUUCCCCAACAUCAAGGCCCGACGGCUCGGCGGCAGAGGACAGUCCAAGUACUGUUACAGCGGCAUCAGGAGGAAGACGGUUCUCAACAUGCCUCUGCUGCCCAACCUGGACCUGAAGAAUGACCCGGCGGAGCUGACUGAGCUGGUCCAGACGUACAAACAGGAAGUGACCGAGGCGGCUUGCGAGCUGAUCUGUGAUUGGGCGCAGAAGAUCCUGAAGCGUUCGUUCGACACGGUGGUGGAGAUCGCUCGUUACCUGAUCCAGGAGCACAUCGUCAACCCUCGCUGCAGCCAGGCCGAGCUGGUCACCUCCGCAGCACUCGCAGGAGGUCCAGCCAAACCUCACAAGGUCAUCAAGAAAACUCCCGUCAUCUCUAAGGCUGAGAGCAACGGCGCCGCUGAUCAGAAGAAGGAGCUCGGAGACUCUUCCUCCUCGUCUUCACUGAAGCCGCCGUCUGGAGACAAAUCAGCUGCAGCGGCCAAACCUUCGUCCCUGGACGCUCCGCCUCCCUCCUCCUCCUCCUCCUCCUCCUCCCUGCGUCCUGCGGUGGAGGCCUUCAUGAAGCAGUUACCCAGAAUCCUCCCUCGGAGCUCCAUCCCCGAUAAGACCCAGCUCUCUGUCCGCUCCUCUCCGCCCUCGCUGGCUCCCAAAGACGCCUCAGGUGUUGGGGGGGCGUCUGGACCCGGAGGUCCAGCCGCUGCCGCCGCCGCCGCCGCCAGCGGUGGUGGGGUGAAGGUCAUCGCCAUGGCGACGCUGCCCCAGCAGCAGGGCGGGCCUGUCCCAGUGAUGAUCCUGCCUCAGGGCUGUCUGUCGUACGAGAGGGAGAAGGUCGCCCCGCCGCCACAGCCUCCCCCCCAGCAGCAGCACGCCCCUGCAGCCCCCACUUCUGUGGUCCAGAAAGCAAGAGGGUACGCCAGCAAGCGCCCCCUGGAGGUGACGUCAGGCGCUGCUGUGGGCGUGUCUGGUGGCUCUGCUGCUCCUCCGGUGAAACGGAAACGUGGGCGACCAAGAAAACCUCGGCCGGAGGAUGCCCUGCCUCCACCUUCUCCUGCUGCUCUCCCCGCCCAGCCUCCCCCUCCCGCGCCUCCCUCCCAACCUCCCAUCAUCACCUCCCUGACCGGCGGCGUCAUCCAGAAAGCCUCCUCUUCCUCCUCCUCCUCCUCCUCGCAGCCGGUGCUGGAGCUGGUGAUCCAGGACCAGCCAGGGCUGGUUUUGAGUCCCCUGCCGGCGGUGUCGGACCCGGCUCACCAGCUGAUGGAGCACCGUGGGGUGGUGGUGCAGUGUCAGCCGGGCGGGGCGGUUGAGCCGGACCGCCACAGCAGGCCGCUGCUGCUGUUCCAGAGUCCAGGGAACCCCAGCUGGGAGUUGGCGCCAUCGGGGCGGACCCCGAUGGUGGAGGUCAUCCAGAAAGCGCCGAGACCGAGCAAUAACAACAGCGGCACCACUCCUCCACCUGCAGCACACCUCCAUCCUCCUCCUCCUCCUCCUCUUCCUCUUCCUCUGCCCACGCUGCACGAAGAGCGGGGGGAGGUGGAGAUAACGUUGACGCCGGUGGAGCUGCACGUCAACCCGCCGCUGUCUUCCACCUCUUCUUCUUCUGCUGCUCCUGGCUCCUCUUCCUCCGCCAGUAAAGAGGAGGAGGCAGGAGAGAGCAGCAGCACCUCCUCAAAGAGAGAGGGACACUAGCUCUCAUCACUCUUCUUCUUCUUCUUCUUCCUCGUCUUUUUUAUCAGCCCCCUCCCCCCCUCACUGAGCUUUUACCUCACCUGCAACAAAGCCCCGCCCCCUUACCGCUCCUCUUCCUUAUUGGUGGAAAUCCCAGAUUGGCGGCAGCAGAGAGCCAAUCGAGGAGGAUAAAUGAAGCCAAAACCUCAACUGUCCUUCCAUCGGCUCCCACUGCACUUGUGAACAGACUGGAUGCUUUUAGAAACCUGUGAUUCUUUAACUGCAUGUCUGUCCGUCUGUCUGUCCGUCAACUGUGGCUGAAACCAGAGGAACGAGUCCUCAGGUGGCCCGGGCCUGAAAUCAAACCAUCCUCUCUUCCCCCCCGCUUCCUUCCUUCCCGACCUCCUUGCCGCCUCGUGUCCUUCGUCUCCAGACUUCUCGUUUUCUGCGCUGAGGCUUGGUCGUCUGCUGCAUCGCUUCCGCCGCUUCAUGAUCAGCUGAUUUAUAGGAGAGAAAACGCAGAUAAAAGAAAAGAGUGGUAUAAAGGAAGGAGGGAAGAUGAAAGAAAAGAGGAAGAGGGGAAGGAGACAUGUAUUCAGUAUUGAAUCAGGCCCCAGACGGCGUUCAGCCUGACGUGGACAGAUACAGUAGGUACUACGGGUCAGAGCCUUGUAAAGGCUCUUUGUGCUAAAUAUGAAAAAAUGAGUUCGGCCUCAGUUCACCUUCAGUUCAGUUCGUGGAAAUGUAGAAAGGAUGUUGUGCUGAAAGCUUUUCUCAUCUCUGCACAUUUCUGGAACACCUGGGUCUUUUCAAAAAGUUUAGUGACUCAACAAAAAGCCCCGUGGAGGCGAAGUUAAAGUUUUAAAGUCUUUUAAGAGGCUGGAAAAGCCGAAAGGGAAACUGUUUUGGAUUGAACGUGAAUCGAAGCUCGGCUCCGCGCUCCUCUUUAGAGAGUUCCUCUGUUUGUAUCGGUGUUUAGUGGAUUUAGUGGAGUGUGUGAGAGAGAGAGAGAGACAGGGAGGGACGGACGAGACACAAAAUUUAAAGCGUCUCAUAACUAACCAUUACUCUGACAAACUGUGUAAAAUGAGCCACGUUCACAUGAAGUUAAAUUAUUUAUUUAUCCAGGUUAGGCGAGGCGAAUUAUCAUUUUAUCAUUCGGUCUGAGACUCGUUUCAUUCUAUUUUAUUAAUGUUGUUUAAAUUUGACACAAAAACUAAGUUUGUGGUGCGCGGCAGCCGUGUUUGUCUGUAAUUCAAAGGCCCGUUUUCCUGCCCAGUGCUCAGCACAGCUGGGUAUCAUUGGAAAUCUUUCUAUAUUAGUGCGGGUGCCAUAUUACUACCACGUACUUUUAAGUCAUUUUGGAUCUUCUGGUUCCCGUUUACCCCCAAUCUCUUACUGAAGCUUUCAUCUCUCCUUUAUUAGCAAAGAAUAAUGUACAAAACGUUUACGUUACAUUUAACAACCCCAGCAGCAGAUCGGAUCAGCUCUAGAUAAUUAACUUUCAUCCUGAGAAACUUGACGACAGAUUAAAUCUUCGUCUGUCCUCUGCGCACAAUCGUACGAGCAGAACAAACCUUCUGAUACCCUUACAGGUUUUUCUAUAAAAACCCUUCAUGUAACAAGGAAGCUGGAGAUGGGUGACAUGAAUAAAUCCUCAGCUGACAUCGUGAUAUAAGACACUUUCUUAAAAGAUUUAUUAAACGAAUGGAUCAACAAACCAAACAGGCGUGUUCGCUUUUCGGCUAAUAUUUUUAAAUAAAUACCUGACAAAUUGAAUUACUUUAGCGCACCGAUGCAGAAGUUAAGUCCUGCUCUGACGAUAGAAAAGUGUACAUCAUCUUCUCGCCCCCACCCCUAAAGGAAGCCGACCUUCUCAGCUGUCGUCCGAACUUUGAAUUAAAUACAGUCUAAAACUGGAGAAACGAUAACUUAAAUAAAGGAACUUUUUGAUCAAAGAAUCAGUCGACAAGAUUAUGAAUCUGGCCAGAAACAGUGUUUACACGCAGCCCUGCCGACCACAGCGACACCCAGUGGUGUUUUUAAGACGUGAUUUCCAUUUUUUAUUAAUUUUUUUGGUCAUAUUUUAACUUCGCAACUAUUUUACCGCGAGUUCUCUCGAUGCCAAACUCGUGAGACCGACAUUAGCACUUACUUGGCCACAAAAUGUCUGCAGCCUCCGGCAGACGACGAAAUGUCAGCCUUCGGGGUAAACCUCAGAAACGCAGGUAGAAGUUUGAAGUUUGUCCUUUCCUGUUGAAGAAAACGGCAUCAGCUCAGGCAGAAAGAGCAAAGCACAAAGUUUCCUGCCACGUAGCGCAAAAGAAAGUUAAAAAUGCAGUAAUGAAGAUGUACUAAUGAGAGAUAUUUGCAGAAAAUGAGCUUCUGUAGCACUGAAGUUUAGUCUAUGUGAUUAGCCUGCUAGCCGGCUUAGCUGUUGUAUGUCGCCAUGCGCCCUUUGCACUAACUCUUCGACCGCCUCUUGAUCGCCACUGACGCACUGUCUGGAUCAGCAAUGUGACGUGACCAUGUUUGAAGACGCAAUCUGAGAUAUUCUUUAAGUUUUUCUGGUUUCUGUCAUUGACUUUCCCCGUCGACUCCUCCUCGUCUUGAAGUGACACUAACGUUCGCUCGGAGACGAUGGCUGUUAGUCUGUUUGCUGCUCAUGCUAACCGCCCCGGUGGUUCUUCUUCUGUUUAUUUCAAACGGAUGAGAAAAGUAGAACGCAUCGCUUCUUUUGCUGCAGGAGAGAGCACUUCAGACAUCGAGCCGGAGUUUGCAUGAACUGAAAAUAGGCCGCAUGUCCAGAGAAAUUCAACAUUUGUAUGAAACGGGAAAAGAAAUGGACUCAUUGAAAGCCGCAAAGAUAGAAAAGAAAGAGAAUGUAACUAAAUUUAAUCCCCGUUUCUUCGUCUUAAAGGUGCAGGAGACUUUAUUUGGAAUUGUGCUUUAUUCAUACCUAUGUAUAGGUAUAUUUAUAUUUAUAUAAUUCACUGUGAAAAGCAGUUAAAGUUGGAGAAAAGUCCAGAUGCCAGGAUGUAUCCUGCUGAAAGUGACUCUACGCACAGGUAUCCUUUUUCUUUGUCACUUUUAUUUUAUGGUGAACGCUCACCUGUAAUAGUCUUUGAUUUCUCCUCCCAGUUCUAAUUAAUUACACCAAUCACGCAUCAACACUGUCGGAGCAAAUAACAGCAGUUGAAAUCAUAUAUUGUAAGGCAUAAUAAACACCCGCUCAGUUACAGAUUCACAGUUUUAAGUUUGCUGCACCUUUAACCACAUAAACAGUUCAUUUAUUGUGCGAAAGUACCGUCUUUUUGCCGGUGACAACUCGUUCUGUGCCGGCGAGUGGCGCACGAAGUCCGACCAAUUAGACACGACGAAUUUGUGAAAAUAAAAGAAAAAUUAACUCUUUAAAUAUUACGGAUGAGCUGUCCCUUUUUUAGGUUAAAGCCAAAUAAUAUUAUAAUUAAUAAUCAUUAAUAUAAUUUCAAUAAUACAACGAAAACACACAAUGAAUUUAAGUGGUAUUAAGGAAGAAGCAGAAUUAUUAAAUGCACAAUUAAUAACCAGGAAUCACCGUUUCCUCCUGAUUCAAACCUUCAAAAUAAAAAGGCACUUGUGUUCGGCAGCUGGGUUUUCGGGCUUUUUCAGGCAGUUUUCACUAUUUUCAGACAUUUUAUAAACCAAUUGAUUGAUCUGUUAAUAAAAAAAGAAAAUAAUCAGCAGAUUAAUCGAUAAGGAACAUAGUAAUUAGUUGCAGCUCUAAUGGGAACUUCAUGUUGUACCAGCAGGUGGCAUUAAAUCCCAACCAAUAACACCAUCACAAGUUUUUAAAAAUAAAAAAAGAAUAGCUUCUUUUCAAAAUGAUGCUUUUAUUUGGGAUAAUAAGACGACAUGAGACACACAACAUUAAAGGAAAUGCAAUGUACUAAAAAAAAUACAACAAAGUUAUGGCUGCAACUACAGAUUGCUUUCAUUGUUGAUCAAUCUGCCGAUCGUUUGUUCACUUAUUCGAUUAAUUGUAAUAAAAUGGUGGAAAAUGUACAUCACAGUUUCCUUAAGCUCGAGGCGACGUCCUCAAAUGUCUCAUUAUGUCCGACCGACAGUGGAAAAAGCCAAAGAGUGUCACUUAACACAAAGGGAAGCAAAGGAAAUCCUCACAGUUGAAACGCCGGAAGCAGAAAACCAGAGAAUAUUUGGCCUUUUUGCUUAAAAAGGGACUUUAACAAUUAUCAGAAUAGUUGCCGAUUAAUCAACUAAUCGUUUUCAGCUCUGAACAAAAUAAACUAGGAAUUUAAGUAGUUUAUAAGAAGAAGCAGGACCAUUAAAUAGGCAUGAAUUUCAGUUCCUGACCUCGUUUCCUCGUGAUUCAGACCAAGAAAAGCGCUUGAGUUUGUCAGUCGGACAACAAACCAAACCAGCGAACUGUCGAAAUGAUUUGCUCUUCCUCCUCUUCUUCUGCUGGAGGAGGAGUUUGACCCUCCGUCGUCAUGGUAACGUCACACUGCUGACACUGCUCGUUCUUCACCUCUGCCAAACUGCCUCUCGCUCCGUGCGAGGGCGUCUUCUUCAUCGUUGGUGCUACAAACCGCAGGGCUCGGCCCUCGCUGUUUUCCAUCCUGUAAUCACAGAUUUAUACAAAAAAAAAAAAAAAAAAAAAUCCUUUUUGUCGACGCGCCCGCACGUCAAGGUGUGAAUACAGCUGUGUGUGUUAAUGUGUGGUCUGAGUGUGUGUCCUUGUUUCCCUCCGUCCUGUGACAACGAGAGCUUCGGGUCUGCUAAAGGGACGCCGAGGCAUGUUAGGACUGUUAAAACGAUAUCUGUUGCAUGAUGGGAAAGUGAGUUCAAGCACUUAGCCUAGCAGCCUAGCCUACCACUACCCAUAGUUUAUAAUUAAAAGGAGCACUAAUGAUGCCAAUAUGUCAUUUUUUUUUUUUUAUCACUGAAGUGAAGCGCCGAUGUGUAAAACUUUUCCACCUGGUGGAAAAACGGCUAAAAUGUCUCGGCCUCCCUUUAUCCGCCCGGCCUCGGCCCUUUCAGACAGAACUGAAACAAAAGGAAAAGUUGCACUGUUGAAAAGUUAAAACAAGAGAAAGUCCUUGUAUGUUAUGAAUUUAUUGUUAUAUGCAUUGAGAAAAUACAUUGACACGUGUUUAUGAACGAUGUAACGUUCUGCUUCAUGCUUGAACUCGCCAGAGACCGGCUGAGCAGCGCCAGAUUUAUUUUUACUGCAGAACCUUUGGUCAGAAUAAUAAUCCUUGUUUAAAUUGCUCAGUAGAGAGUUUUAGCAGCGUGAAUAAAGAGGGAAACACAAAUUCUGGUCUAUCAAAGUUACAGUUGGAGAGACUACACGGACGGGUUAAAGCAGCAUUUCACUUGAUGGGCGACGUCUAAAGCAGCAGGAAGCACUAGGUCAUGUGACGUGUCGUCUGACUGUGUCUAAAGGCAAAAGCACAGGUGUGGACUCGAGUCACAUGACUUGGACUCGAGUCACAACUCUACAGACUUUAGACCCGACUUGACAAAAUCAUAGAAGACUUGCAGCUUGACUUUGACUCGUGACUUGACGCCCAAAUAUUAAAAUGUACAUUAUAAAGAAAGCGUGCCGUGAAUCAGCACUUCAUUUUCCUGACAACGGAUGCGCCUUGAAUCCAGCCUCCAAUCACGUUGCACGAGCAGGAGCUAAAGGUGUGUUCCUCAGACCUGCCAUCAGACUUGAAACACAAGGACUAGGACUUGGACUUGACUUGGCACAGUGUUGACGUGGGACUCGACUCAGUUGAUGAUCUUGAUGAGCCAUCAAGAACUUCAUCUGAAGCACACUAAGGCCUCACUCCUGUAGGAUCAAAGAAGUGAGAGCAACUCUUUAAGUUGCCCGUUCAGGUUGUCCAACAAGUUGCCCCGUCAUCAGCGGUCCUCGCUUUCUGACUGAGUUAAUGAUUUCAGACGGUCAGAUUGGCUUUUAAACACCCCCGUCAUCCACAGUUUGGUUGACAAGUUGCAUCGGGACGUUACAGAAACCUAAGGCGGAAUAUAUUCAUCCAGAAAGCAGAUGAGAUAUCGAUCAUUCCAGCCCUGAUAUCAAAGUGAAAUGCUGCUUUUAGCGUCUUGUCGGGAAUCUGGAGUUGAUGGGAAAAGGGUUCAGAGUGAAACCUGAGGUGACACAGCAGCUGUGUUCCCUCUGCAGGACCUGCUGGGCUAAACUGGGCAAACUGGAAAUAUGAAAUAAGUUUGGAAAAGUUCUGAACAUGAAAAGAUGUGAAAGAGAUCUAAAAGGAGUUUAAGAAAGGGUUCAGUGCAAGCCAGUGAUGGGAGGAGGGAGGGGCUUUGGACCAGUUUGGACCACUAACUGGGCCGACUGGACAUGUAAUCUUUUCUUGUGGACACUGGGUUGGAAAGGGACUUGAAGUCCAGCAGCUUCGUGGAAGUCUGCAUCCAAAAGGAGAAAUGGUUCGAGGGAAGUCCUAAAAGGCACGAAACCCCAGUUUGGUUUGGUUCUUUAACUGGGCGAACUGUACAGUUUCCUUCAGUAACUGUGUAGACGUUUGGAAGGAGCCUGAAAGAUGAGCAGCACUCUGGAAGUUCAGAUCCAAAAUAGACGGGACUUUGGCCGGCUAACUGGUCUGACUGGGCCAGCAGCACUCGGGAAGUCGAGAUCCAGUAGGAGACUAUGAAAGGGUUCAUGGCAAGUCACUGAUGGGAAGAAAGUGUGUGAACGUUUAGCAGCAAGUCCAGAUCCAAACUCCUUUUUGGCAAACGGUUUCGAGCGAGUCGAGGAUCGCAAGAAGCCCCAGGUAGAGUUUCCUUCUGAGUCUGUGUGAACAUUUGGGAGAAGCCGGGAAGAUCGGCUGCACCCUCGGGCUCAAGAUCGUUUUUAAAACGUUUGGGCAAAGCUUUGACGUUGAGCAGAGUUCGAGAAAUGGUUCAGGACAAGUCAGCGAAGGCAAGAAGACUCCAGUUCGGCCCAGUUCGGAGCUGCAUUAGGAACCCGGGUCUGAAGGUGGAGGCAGUCGUGGGAAUCUUUCACUGUGGAGCCAUGUUGCUCAAAAAACAACCAUAAACGGGUCAGAUAAUCAAAGAUUAAAGGAUCGGGAUUCGGGUAGCGGUGCGUUGACCUCGAAGGAUCAGACUCAAUGACACAACGUCCUCUGAUGUCACUUCCUGUGCUGGAUCUGGUCCGUGGCGUUUAAACGCGCCACAUGCGUCAUUUUUAACUUCAGCGUAUUGUCGCCAAUUUAAUUGCCUUCGCCUGAUCUCAUUUCAUUGCGAUUUUACAGAUUAACAUUAAUACGAUUUACUGGAGUUAAAAUGACGCUCAGAUCAGUUUCGAAGUCGUUCGUUCACUUUCAGUCCAACCAGCUCGGAACGAGACUCGUCGAACAUUAUUUUAACAAAACAGUUAGAAGUUUACAACAACGACUGGAGUGAUUCUCAUCCAGGUCAAGUGAUUUGUUGUUUUAUUCUGUAAGACGUCGUCGCCCAACUCCUCCGUCUGUUCUGACCCGACGGGAGUCUCAGACACUUUAACCUCACCGUGGCUCGUUGGGUCACGCGUCAGUCAAAGAGAGAGUCGAAUUAAUCAAGUCGUGCUUGUAACGCCUCUCGGGUUGACUGUCAUGUGACCCGAAUGACCAAACUGCUCAGAAGAGUUUAAAAUGCAGAGACUCACCGACGAUCGGGAGACGAAAAGGAGGAAAAAGACUCCUUUGAUUAAUAAUCACUAGACGUCGGAAAACGGGAAAAACCAGAACGCAAAGAAAAAGUGAUGACGAAGCGCUUCGGUUAAAUUAGCUGUAACGCCGAUGAAGUCUGGUGAGCGGCCUGAAGGUGAAGCGGCAGUUAAGGUGACGAGAUGACGAGACGUUUGUACGACCGAGCUGAUCGUGGUCAAACACUGCAGUUAUUGUGAUGAUGAUGAUGAUGAUGAUGAUGAUGGUGGUGGUGGUGGUGGUUAACUCCCAGUCUAAACUGAAAGUAGCCCUGUUUCCUGUCAGAGGCCCACUCAGAGUUUUUACAAUUUAAUCUCAAUUUAAUUCUGCGGACUAAAAAUUUCCCUUUUCCAACUGAUUUUAAGACAUUUAAAGUUGAAAAUUCAAGAAAAAAACGUUAAUUUAUGUUGAGAAAAAAGGGAAUCCUUUCAGGGGUUGUUUUAUGUUUUGUUGCCCUGAGUGAAGCCUUCCAGGCGCUGCUACCUCUCAGGCUCAGGAACUCUGGGUAAUGAAGUCCGUAGAUGAGAAACCUGAGUGGGAUUCUGGCAUCAAACAGCAACAUUUAGAGCUUCACGCUGCCGUUUUCUGUUCACUCAGUGCAAAUAAGAGAAUUAAGUUGUUUUUACUAAAUCUAAUAAGAGUUUCUCUUAUUGUUAAUUUAUCUUUUUUUUUUUUUUUCUUUUUGUUCUUGUUGUUGACGUCUGUCUUUGCUCUCUCAUACAGUUGUACAGCUUGUUGAUGUGCAGAUUUCAUUCUUCUUCUUGUUGCUUCGAAGAUCUUUUUAAAGUAUCUUUUCUUUGUGGAAGACGCUGCCGGCUUCCUGCAUGGUUUUCCUGUGAUUGUCUGUUUUUGUAUAUUAUUAUUAUUAAUAACUUUGAACGUUUGUUUUUCUGUCCCCCUGUUAACCCGCUGGCUUUCGUGUUUGUUUUUGCACUUUACUCUUUUAGAUUAAAUAUCGAAGUUGAGGGGGGGGGGGUCGACGUCGGUCCAAAAAAGGUUUGGAAACCACAAUAAUCAGUGACAUGCACCUUUACUUUACCUGGAGCCUGGUUUGUUUGUUUGUUUGUUUGUUUGUUUGUUUGUUGUGGAAAGUGACGGAGGGCAGAAGCCAGAACAUUAAUGUGAAUCUAUUUUCCUACGCUGACUGACUGGAAUAAAGGAAGUGUCGAUCACUGGCA
Messenger RNA from Siniperca chuatsi (mandarin fish), 11738 nucleotides. RefSeq names its product regulatory factor X, 5 (gene rfx5). Lineage: Eukaryota; Metazoa; Chordata; Actinopteri; Centrarchiformes; Sinipercidae. Gene Ontology annotation, biological process: regulation of transcription by RNA polymerase II. The coding region runs from base 755 to 2872 and encodes 705 amino acids. Gene Ontology annotation, molecular function: DNA-binding transcription factor activity, RNA polymerase II-specific; RNA polymerase II cis-regulatory region sequence-specific DNA binding. The transcript has 11 exons. The record is from RefSeq and is a predicted model, not a curated record.